CUCCCGCCCCCGCCCCAGCCACCGCCGACUCUUCCUCAACGCAGGCGCAGAUCAGCGCGUGCCGGCCCCGGCCCUGGGCGGCGCAAGGGAGCGUCUGCCCGCGCCUCCCCGGCGCUCCGCAUCGCCUUUUCCGCCGUUUGCUCGCCGGCGGCCGGUGGGCGACGGACUGCUGCCCCGCCCACGCCGCCUCCGCGUGCUCUCAAGGGCUGGGCGCCCUUGCCCUACCAAACCCGGCGCCGCCUCCGCCUGGAACCGUGCGUCGUGUUCUGCGGGUAGGAGGCCAGAGACUCCACAGAGUUGGCUUCGCCGCGCGUAUGUGAUUCGCGGCGGCGGCCGGAGCUCGGUACAGGCGCCGCUGGGACGACGACGACGACGGCGCCGUGGAUGCCUCCGCCGCCGCCGGAUCGGAGGGACUUUCUGUACAGGGAGGGCCGCAGGCACGACGGCGGCGGCGGGGGCGACCCGCUCCUGCCGCCCGCCCCCACGCCGCCCCGCUGGCGGGACUCGCCCUACCACCCGCCGCCGCCGCCGCCGCCCCUGCGGGACCACUCGCGGCCCUCGCCGCGCCGGGCGCCGCAGUCGGGCUCCUCAGAAGGUUACUACCGACAGGGCGGCGGCGCGUACGACCGCUCCUGCCCUGAUGAGCCGCCGAUAGGCUACACGCCAUCGCGCUCAGACCGGUACUGGACGGAAGAUGACGGCGGAGGAUACAAGGGCUUCGGCCGUUACGGCGGCGGCGGCGGCGGCCGGAGGGACGGCCGUGACAUGAGGGGGUCUUACCGAAGGUCGCCGUUCAGGGGCUAUGGAAGCGACUUCUCCAGGAACCAUCCGGAGCAGCCCCCUCCGCCACCGCCGAGGAGGUCUCCGUUGAGGUCUGUCGCUGUUCCGAUCUGCUAUGACCCUCCAGGCAAUAGAGUUGACAGGGGGGAUAGGGACAACCUCCCACGGGUGACACCAUGGCGGAGGAGGGAGAGCAGAUCUGAGGUUGCGGGUGCUGCUGGGGCUGGACCUGGACCUGUGUCUGUUGGCCAGACCACUCGGCCGGCGCCCUCAGAGAAGGAGGCUUCAGCUCAGCCUCUGGCUGGGGCAGCUCCUCACGGGGCUGAUGAGGAGGCGCCAAGGAAGAAGGCUCGACUUGGAUGGGGCCAAGGUUUGGCCAAGUAUGAGAAGCAGAAGGUGCAAGUCCCUGCAGAUCUUGCUGAAGCUGUUGCUGAUGGGAGCCCAGCUGAUACUGAACAGAAGACUGCUUUUCCUGUGCCUCCGCCUGAGCCGCCUGCUGCGCCUGCUCCUCCACCUGAACCUCCUGCUGCACCUGCGCCUCCACCUCCGCCUGAGCCUCCUGCUGAGCCUGCACCUGAGCCUCCUGCGCCUGCGUCUGUGCCGCCUGCUGCCCCUGCCCCUGCCCCUGCUGCUGUGUGUGUGCCUGCCCCUGUAUCUGCACCUUCACCUGCGCCUUGCAUAUCUCCAGUUGAUGCACCAUCAUCUGCAGCACCAUUUUGUACCCCAGCGCCUGAAGAUAAAUCAUGUGAACAGACGGCAAAUAUGGUCAUAAACCCUACUAAAGAUGUCCCUGAAGCUGGUGAUAAAACUUUCAGCAAUGAAUUCUCCAUUAAGUUAGAUCAGCUGGCUGAUGAUCCUAUUAAUUCCAUUGCAAACAUGCUUGCUGACCUUCUCCAACAUGAUGAUUCUUGCUCUGGGGAUUCAAAAGGGCAAACCAGUGCAAGUAAGCUGCUGCUACUGAAGGAAAGUAUUUCCAAGGAGAUUGAAAAGACCGAACUCGAGAUUGAUUUGAUGGAAGGUGAACUUAAAUCUGUGAGUACUAAGGCCGGAACAGCUGUUGAGGGUUCUCCCACAGGUGUCACAUAUGCAGAAAAUAUUUCACCUUCUAGUGGGACAUCAAAGGUCCCUUUAAGUGUGGAGAUCUCUGAAACGUCUCAUGUGAUGAAAGAACCGGGGGAGCUCAUCAGCUCUCCUAAGCCACCUGUGGUGCAGGAUGUUGAUGCCAAAGGUUCUGACAUGAUGGAAAUUGAGAAUGCUGCAGUUUGUAAUGCAAAAACAGUUUCUUCAGAAGAGAGUGCUGUAUCUCCUGUGGUCGCAGAGGAUCUGGCCUGUGCUGCUGCUGAUCUUAGCCCAUUGAAAGCUUCUGAAGGAUCUGGGUUUCAAAUUGAUAUGCACAAUGACAGGGUAGAAACUUCUCCAUGCCAUGAUAAUGCUGAUUCCAUCAAAACAGAAGUUAGUGACGACCCACCAGUGAGGCAAUGCUCACACCAUGAUCAUAAGUAUAGCUUAAUUGGGUCGGUUACAUCUGCCAAUAAUAAUAUAGCCAAAGUAAUGAAUGAAUCGUUAUUUAAAUCCUUGCCUGCUGAUACACUUCGGCUUGAUUUAGUGGCAUCAAGUCAUCUUCUGAGCCAAAGGAAGAAUGACCAUCAUAUCAAAGAAAGGCUUGGAGUAUUUAAAAAUAGGCUGAGGUUGAAAGAGCAGAUUCUUACCUUAAAGUUCAAAGCAUAUCGUCACUUGUGGAAAGAGGAUCUGCGACUACUUUCUGCAAAGAAACAAUGCUCCAAGUCUAACAAGCGCACUGAUCAGAGCAACCGGGCAUCACAUAUUGGAUCUCAGAGGCAACGCUCCUCCAACCGUUCACGAUUGUCCAUGCCUGCUGGUAAUUUAAGUACAUUCUUAACUCCAGAAAUGUCAGAUGUUGCCAGCAAGUUGUUUUCAGAAUUUCAGAUUAAGCGCUGCAGAAACUACCUGAAAAUGCCAGCACUGAUUAUAGAUGAGAGAGAGAAGGAAUGCUUGAGGUUUGCCAGCAAGAAUAGCUUGGUUGAUGAUCCUGUUUUAGUUGAGAAGGAGCGGGUAAUGAUAAAUCCAUGGACACAAGAAGAAAAGGAAAUAUUUAUGGAGAUGCUUGCUAAAUUUGGCAAGGAUUUCUCCAAAAUCUCCAGUUUCCUUAUGCACAAAACUACUGCUGAUUGUGUAGAGUUCUACUACAAGCAUCAUAAAUCAGACAGUUUCCGAGAAGUCAAGAAACUUUUGGACCUUCGUCAACAUCAACCCGCUGGCAAUUUUCUGGGAGCGAAAUCUGGAAAGAAGUGGAAUCCUGAGGCAAACGCUGCUAGCCUUGAUAUGCUUGGAGUAGCAUCAGUAGUAGCAGCCCAUGACCUUGAAUAUGCAAACAGAGUGGAGAAAGUCUCUGCGAAAUCCCUCAUCCGAGCAUAUGGAUCCAAUGUUUCUUUUGCAGCCAAAAAAUCUUCUGACAGGGAAUGCAUUAAUAAUGUACCUUUGAAUGAGAGGGAAUCUGUUGCUGCUGAUGUAUUAGCAGGCAUAUGUGGCACUCUCUCUCCUGAGGGAAUGGGCUCAUGCAUUACUAGUUCUGCUGAUCUUGGUAAGAUUAACAUGACAAGAAUGGAGCAUAUCUUAGCCCCUGAAUUUGACAGAAGCAUUGAUGAUGAAGAUUUGCUGUCAGAUCACGAGUGUGAAGUUGAUCCAGUUGAUUGGAAUGAUAAUGAGAAGUCAAUUUUCAUUGAGGCUAUGAACAACUACGGAAAGGACUUCGCUCGGAUUUCAUCAUGCGUGAAAAGCAAGUCGUAUGAGCAGUGCAAAGUAUUCUUCAGCAAGGCUCGGAAAUCACUUGGUUUGGAUUUGAUCCAUCAAGGAGCAGUUGAUGUUAGUAUGCCAACUAGUGAUACAAAUGGAGGGAGGAGUGAUACUGAUGAGGCCUGUGCUGCUGAAAUGGAUUCAGCUAUCUGUAGCACGCAGUCAUGUUCAAAAAUUGAGAUGGAUGUAUGCCCUACUGAAAAAGGCAUGGGAGAUAUAGUCACUAAGCAGCCAGAACUUAAUAUAUCAAAUGGGUUUGAUGUUAUGAACGGUAAAACUGGGGAUGAUAAGGAGAAAGCUGAUAAAAAUUGUGGUAUUGUUGAUCAUGAAAGGUUCGUUGAAGGUACUCAUCAAGCAGCAUGUGGUCCUAUAGACAUCAAUUGUCCAGAAAGGACAGAGAAGCUGCAUGGAAAAGAUGAUGUCGUCGACCAAGUAAAUAUGCACAACAAUAGUGCCAUCAGCUCCUCGACUGAGCAAGCAAAGGCAAUGCACUCAGAAGUCCGAUCCUGUUUACAUUCUGUUGAGGUACUUCAUCAAUCAAGCAAAGCCCCUUUGGAGACUGGCACUGAUGCUUCCCGGAUGGAAGAAUGUUCAAACAAUGGUCUUGACAAUAAUCUAAUGAAAGCUGAAAAUUCUGGCGCCUCAUCUUGCAUAGCUUCAGAUACCUGUAUUAGGGACAAUGUUCACUUUGCAAACAUGACUGGCGCUUCCACCAUUAGUCCUACAUUCGCUUCAAGUUAUAAGCAUUCUGUGUCAGCAGAUGUGCCCCAGACAAAGCCAAAGCCAAAGCCACUGGUUACUCCCCUUACCCCAAAGGAUUUAAUGCCUGUGCAGUUCAGUUCUGCAAUUCCUGAUCCUACCGCAAUUUGUUUUGAUGGCAUAGCAUCAAUAACUAUGCCCAAUUUUGAGGACAGUGGUAACAGAGUCAGCAGUUCUUUAGGGCCCAAAGAUAUGAGCAAGUACCCAGCUUUUAAAGACCCAACUGGUAAUCAGCAUGUCACAUUGUUUCGUAAUGGUGAUGGUUACACGAACUGUCUGACAACUGAAUUACCAAUUUUUUCUGAAAGACCUGCAAGUGCAACUGUUGGUACUUCUCAGACUGAUCGGUUCACUCUAACAAAAUUCCAGAAUGGUCGGUCCAGCACUUUGGGCCUUCCAAACACUUCCGAUGGGAUUCAAUGGGCCAGAAAACAUGAAGAAGUACUGCAAGGUUCUCUGAGGUUAUGCUCUCACAAUACAAGUUCUGAUGGUGAUGAGCAACAAAAGCGGCAUGGUGAUGUCAAGUUAUUUGGGAAGAUUCUCAGUCAUCAAUCAUCCUUGCAAAGUCCUGUCUCAUCAUGUAAUGGUAACAAGAGCAAGCCUCCCUCGCCAAAAGUUGACAUGUCAUCUGUGAGAUUGUCAAACAAUCCAAGGGAUCGUGUGGUUUGUUCUUCCAAGCCUGGCAUCACUCAUUUGGGUCUGGAGGAAAGAACAGUUCGGAGCUAUGGCCAUUUGGAUGCAAGCACGACACAGCCAGAACCACUGCUAAUGAUGGCGAAGUGCCAGAGCCUAGCCGGUGUACCGUUUUACUCGGCUAAAAAUGGCACUGUUGGUGUGUUUUCAGAUUAUCAACAGCCUUCGAUUCAGCCACAUCAAUCAGAUCCAAAACGGCUGGAAAGGUUUUCUGAUGCUCAGAAGCGCAACGGAAUGGAGUUCAUUUCGGGUUUCCAGCAGCCUGGUAAAAUCUCACGGUUUGGGGGUGCUGGUAUCCUUGUAAGCGGGGUCUCAGAUCCUGUGGCUGCUCUCAAGGCUCAGUAUGGUCCCAGUUCAAAGGUUAUGGGCAGUGACGUGGAUCCUUGGAAAGACAUAGGAAGCAGGUAGCAUCGGUAGUGGUAGCGGCUUUAGUGCAUGUUUUGUUACCCCCUGUAUCAUAUUUAGUUUUUGUAACUUAAAUGAAGAAAACAAGGGAAAGUGAAUGGCUUUCCUGUUCAUACUAUUUGUAGGCUUUGCAGUAGCUGUUGGGUUAUGUUAUGUACUUGGCAUUAACAUCUCUUACCUUUUCUGCAGCUCCAUACCCUUUGCUAGCUUGACCUGUCAACAGUGGCACAGUGCUGUAGGUUCGCUAGAGGUGCUGUCCACAGGCUGACUAUAUGUGUUUGCAGGUAGGGUUUUGUUUUGUCAGUUUAUGCUGAAACCUCACAUCAUUGUAAUAUGCCUAACUCGGUAUGCUAGUCUGAUGGAGUUUUGGUUGAAAUUUUCCCUUGGCUGAA
Panicum virgatum (switchgrass) is the source of this 5843-nucleotide messenger RNA. RefSeq lists its product as uncharacterized. NCBI's taxonomy places the organism in Eukaryota, Viridiplantae, Streptophyta, Magnoliopsida, Poales, Poaceae. The record is from RefSeq and is a predicted model, not a curated record. The coding region runs from base 385 to 5454 and encodes 1689 amino acids. The transcript is spliced from 5 exons.